Molecule: messenger RNA, 813 nt
Organism: Cladocopium goreaui
Lineage: Eukaryota; Dinophyceae; Suessiales; Symbiodiniaceae
Source: the annotation of a GenBank genome assembly
AUGCCCCUGUGGUCCCUGGGCUUCUUUGCCGCGGUCCUGGUGGGCAGCGUGUUGUCGUCCUUCAACUCUGCGCUGAAUUCGGCGGCCACCAUCUUCGGGUUGGAAAUCUACAAGGUCUACAUCAACAAGGACGCCUCUGACAAGCGAAUUGUGAAUGUGUCCACCAUCUUUGGCGCAGCCAUGACUUUGGGCUCCUUUGUAGUGGCACCGCUCUUACAGCACAUCGAUGGGAUUUUCAGUUUCCAGCAACAUGUGAAUACCAUUGUGUCGCUGCCUUUAGUGGUGGUGUUUUUGGUGGGUGUUUGCAGUUCGAUCCCGGAUGCCUUUGCGGCAAAGUUCGGCUUUGCUGUGGGCGUCGUGGCCAUCAUUGGCGGAUUGUUUGUUCCUGAAGAAAAACUCCAUUAUUUCCACACCUUCUUCAUUGCCUUCGUCCUUGCGGAGCUGGCCGUCUGCAUGGCCACCUACCUGCCGUGUCUGCGGCGCUGCUUCGGGGCCAAAGUGCCGAGGCCGGAGGCGCACGUGCACCGCCUGGCCAACCUGGUGGAGAUGAGCCCUUGGAGGUGCCACAAAUGGGGAGAUCACUGGGAGAUCACUGUUUUAUAUUGUUUUUUUAAGUUGGUUUGUUUGAUGGUUUUCUUGAUGGAUUUAUAUGGUAUUUUUUGGAUUUAUCUAUGGAUUUAUAUACGGGUAUGUAUAUCAUAUAGUAUAUCAUAUAGUAUAUCAUAUAGUAUAUCAUAUAGUAUAUCAUAUAGUAUAUCAUAUAGUAUAUAUAUAUAUACUGAAUAUUGUCUGGAUUUACGCGAUUUUAGCUGA